This is a messenger RNA of Necator americanus (New World hookworm), 1416 nucleotides long. RefSeq lists its product as uncharacterized. Gene Ontology annotation, molecular function: protein binding. NCBI's taxonomy places the organism in Eukaryota, Metazoa, Nematoda, Chromadorea, Rhabditida, Ancylostomatidae. The coding region runs from base 1 to 1416 and encodes 471 amino acids. The record is from RefSeq and is a predicted model, not a curated record. The transcript is spliced from 12 exons.
AUGUCGCAUGAAAUUGACUACGAUACUGUAGACCAAGUGGAUCUCAACGCAGCAGCAACAAUUGCUGAUAUGGUUGCGAUGAAGCUUCGUGACGUACCGAAUCGACUCAUCAUCGCACCCGACGAGCCAUCGGGCAUGGACUGCUUUGCCGACGAUCGAGAUGCGCUGAAUGAUUUCGCCAAGUACUAUAAUAAUGCUCAUCUUAGCGACGUUAACAUCAUUGUAGGAGACGAUACUUUCGCAGCUCACCGCCUCAUUUUGGCCAAGAACAGCGAAGUGUUCGACCGAAUGCUCAGUCAAAGAUGGAAUGGCGAAAAAAAGGAUCUCGAGAUGGUCGAAGAUGCGCCUUGUCAGAAAGUGUUUCCAGCGUUUCUUCGGUUUCUCUACUGUAAUCACGUAGUGCUCCAUCAGGACAAUUGCCUCCCAAUACUAAUACUUGCUGACAAAUACAACGUGAUUAGCUUGAAGAAGGUUUGCAUCGAUUUUGCCAUAUCUGAGAUCCUUCCAAAUCUGACGUUGAAGGAUGUGUUCAGCAUAUGGUUCUCGUAUGCUACUAAAGCGUACCAUCAGCUACUCAUCCGUGCGUGUAUUCAAGCAAUAGCAAGGGAUUUUGAACUGCUCAUCACUGAGGAAUGGGAGAAAAGUUGGCUCGCAUUGGAUAGAGAUCAAAUGAUUGAAAUCCUCAAAUGCAAUCAGCUUGUUGUUGCAAAUGAAUAUCGCCUUUGGGAAGCGGUCGUACGAUGGCUACAAGCACCGAACCAUCCUGAACGCCGAGGCACGACUGCCAGUCCUCUCCUCUCUUCGUUACUGCCGUAUAUACGAUUUCCUUUCAUGACUGCCGAUGAACUUACUCACGUGGAGCGCUCUCAGUUUGCAGAAAGCUACCCAAAACUCUUUCAUCCACAGAUACUCCUAGCCUACAAGUUCCAAGCACUUCCGCUUUGUAGUCGAGUUAAUUGCAAGGAAUUUUCAACAACACAAUUCCUGCUUCGGAACUACACAGAUACGCGAUGGGACAAACGGAUUUCGAUCUCAAAUGAACAGCUUUAUCAACGGGGUGUGGACCAUUCUUUCCAGAUACGAACUCGCUCUUGCACUUUCCCCUUGCAAACAUGGCAAUGGACGCUGAAAUUGGGUGGAUCCUCUUAUUCCAAUGCGGUAGACGAUGUACUCAAGGCCUACCUUAUCUCGGAGGACAUUGAUCAGCCGAGAUCGAUCGAAUAUAUGCUGUCCAUAGUAGACGAGAAGCGAGUAUUGAGGUCGUGGUCUAGUAAGAAGAACUUCACGAAGACAAGGUAUUCAAGUGAACUGGACAUCGACCGAAAAGUAGAGAUCAACGAUUUGCUGACGGAAGACUCACCGCUGCUUGUAAACGGCGAACUCCACCUUCAGAUCACGUUACGGCCGAUAGACUAG